AUGACAAGUUUGGCACUAGCAUCUUUGACGGAAACCUACACAGAUUCGGAAGGCGAAGAAAAUGUAAGUAAGGAAAGUAUCAUCAUAGAUUCACCAGCUCACAUGAAACAGCCUGAAAUACUAAAACCAAAAGGACCUACAACACUAGUAUCCUAUCAUGCACAAGAUGAUACCAUCGCUUCUGAUGAUGAACACCAUGAAAUAGCCAUUUCAACUGAUACAUCCACAACUACAGAUCAAUCAAGUUCUACUAAUACUUCUAUAAACCCAAUAUUUAUGGAUGUAGAUUUGCCACCCGAACCAACAGGUACUUGUUCUAGCGACCUGACAGAAAAGAUAGUGGAAAUGACUAGGAGAAUGCAAGAAAAAGGUUACGAUAUGAAUCUUAUCAUUCAACAAAGAAAAAGUUUUAGAAAUCCCAGCAUUUAUGAGAAGCUUAUUGAUUACUGCAAUAUUAAUGAGUUCGGAACGAAUUAUGAGCCUCAGAUCUAUGAUCCAUUGAAGUGGGAUAAGACUUCUUACUAUGAUGAACUGGCGAAACUUCAGAAAGCAGAUAUGGAACAAAGGGAAAAGGAGAGAAGAGAGAGAACAAAAAUUGAAUUUUUAACUGGCACAGCUAAGAAGGUUACUAAUGGUACUGCAGCCACCGAAGAAGAUACAAAGAAAAGAAAAUCAAAAUGGGAUCAGGUUGUUUACCCUCAAGCUGGACCCCGCUUGCAGACCAAUGUUACUACUCUCACUUCCGCUGCUACAGGCACCAAAGGUAUUGUUAUCUCUGCGUUUGGUUCCUUACCAAAAAAAUCUAAGAGCUAG
Messenger RNA from Nezara viridula (southern green stink bug), 813 nucleotides. Lineage: Eukaryota; Metazoa; Arthropoda; Insecta; Hemiptera; Pentatomidae. The record is from the annotation of a GenBank genome assembly.